UGGCCUCGCGGCUCGCUGCGGGCGCAGGAUUGCGGCAUCUCAGUGCACGUGCCGUCGCCACGGCCGGCUAAGGAGCGGCAAGGCCCGGCCUCGAAAUCUCCGAACACAGCUGCCGUGGGUGCGCGUGCUGCCAUCAUGUCGGCGAUCUGCUACGUACUAUGGACGCUGCUCGUAGUGGCACCCCUGGCUGAUGCGGGCAUCAGAUGCGACUGCUCCAUAAAUGGUGUCACAUACAGCCUCGUAGGUAUCAACUGUGCCAGACCUAACACGACCGAGAGCGUUAAUAAAGCAGUGCAGUGUGAGAAAGCGCGGUACGGCUCUGUGGAGGCCGGGUACGUCGUGAACCCCGGCGAGAAGAAGAGCGGCUACAGGUCGCUGUACCGGCUGUACCGCACCAGCCGCCACUGGCUGGACGCCGCACAGUCCUGCUCGAGGGACGGCGGCCACCUGGCCGUGCCGGGCACCCAGGCCGAGCUGGACUUCAUGGCGGACCAGCUGAGGCGACACGGCGGCGGCCGCACCACCGGCGCCAUGCUGGGGGUGCGCAGAGCUGCCGGCGAGAAGCCCUUCCUCUCCGUCACAGGGGAAGAUGUUGAAACGGUGUUGUCUGGGAACUGGCCGCCUGGGACGCCACAGUCGGUUCCACGCCAGCAGUGUCUGGAGCUGCAGAUCAAGGGACCACAGGCGGCCGCUCUCCGGAGCCGCGACUGCGGCCAACCUGCCGCCUACUUCUGCGAAAGACCCCUUAGCGCGCCCGUCAACUCCAAAUACAGUUUCGUCGCCGGUCUCGGUUUCUACAUGCCGCUGGCACAGCUCCUGCCGUACCCCGGAGCGGAGCAGCAGUGCCAGGCGUCGGGGGGCCACGUCGUGGUGCCCGACACGCAGCAGGAGGCGGACGCGCUGGUGCAAGCCUUCGACAUGUACCCACAGGUGGAGCAGAUCUACGUCGGCAUCGAUGACCGCCGGCAAGCUGGUGUCUUCGAAACUGUACAUGGUGGCCUGCUGGAGUGGCUGGACUUCCAGAACUGGGCGCCAGGUGCUCUGGAGACUCGCAGCGCCGACAUCCACUGCGUGACCUUCACGGCCAGCGGCAACUACCAACUAGUGCACUGCGACACGCCACUGCCCACCAUCUGCGAGUGGAAACUCUGAUAACGCCCUUCAUACACGACCCUCGCCUAUGAGGUUUCCUGAUUUUAUGAUCGUGGCAGCCUCUAACGACAUUCUUGCACAGCUUCAAUAUAGCUGUGUGAUAACUUGUCAAUAGCAUGUAAACCAGUGUUCACAGUAUCCAAAUUACCUUCCGCAUCCUUACGAAUAUACAAGCAAUUAUUUGGUCUACCGUUGUUACAAACAGUAGGAAUGAAUCAAAAGAGACAUCCUCUUUGAGAUUUUCUCUUCACUCAGGUGAUGAGGCAGUAAAGGAUGGGCAAUAAGAUUCAAGAAAACAUAGAAACAUUGUGAGAACCGGAAAUGGUUGAUAACGAAUGUACACAGACAUUACGAAAAAUUUCUGAAUAAAACUGAGUCGAGUCAA
Schistocerca serialis cubense is the source of this 1537-nucleotide messenger RNA. RefSeq lists its product as uncharacterized. The transcript has 7 exons. The record is from RefSeq and is a predicted model, not a curated record. Bases 136 to 1152 code for a protein of 338 amino acids. NCBI's taxonomy places the organism in Eukaryota, Metazoa, Arthropoda, Insecta, Orthoptera, Acrididae.